Arabidopsis thaliana (thale cress) is the source of this 807-nucleotide messenger RNA. Its product is annotated as Integrase-type DNA-binding superfamily protein. The record is from RefSeq and is marked reviewed. The transcript has a single exon. Gene Ontology annotation, biological process: regulation of DNA-templated transcription. Gene Ontology annotation, molecular function: DNA-binding transcription factor activity; DNA binding. Bases 69 to 503 code for a protein of 144 amino acids. Gene Ontology annotation, cellular component: nucleus. Lineage: Eukaryota; Viridiplantae; Streptophyta; Magnoliopsida; Brassicales; Brassicaceae.
AAACAACACUCAAAAGUCUCUUCUUCUUCUUCUUCUUCUUCACAUCGAUCAUCAUACAACAACAAAAAAUGGAUUACAGAGAAUCCACCGGUGAAAGUCAGUCAAAGUACAAAGGAAUCCGUCGUCGGAAAUGGGGCAAAUGGGUAUCAGAGAUUAGAGUUCCGGGAACUCGUGACCGUCUCUGGUUAGGUUCAUUCUCAACAGCAGAAGGUGCCGCCGUAGCACACGACGUUGCUUUCUUCUGUUUACACCAACCUGAUUCUUUAGAAUCUCUCAAUUUCCCUCAUUUGCUUAAUCCUUCACUCGUUUCCAGAACUUCUCCGAGAUCUAUCCAGCAAGCUGCUUCUAACGCCGGCAUGGCCAUUGACGCCGGAAUCGUCCACAGUACCAGCGUGAACUCUGGAUGCGGAGAUACGACGACGUAUUACGAGAAUGGAGCUGAUCAAGUGGAGCCGUUGAAUAUUUCAGUGUAUGAUUAUCUGGGCGGCCACGAUCACGUUUGAUUUAUCUCGACGGUCAUGAUCACGUUUGAUCUUCUUUUGAGUAAGAUUUUGUACCAUAAUCAAAACAGGUGUGGUGCUAAAAUCUUACUCAAAACAAGAUUAGGUACCACAGAGAAACAAUCAAAUGGUUGUGAAUAUACAUUAUAAGGUUUUGAUUAAUGUUUGUUUCACUGAUUUAGUGAAGUUUGGUCCAUUGUAUACAAAUCUAUUCAAGAAACCUAGCGCGAGAUCAUGUUUCGUGAUUGAAGAUUGAGAUUUUUAAGUAUUCGUAAUAUUUUUGUAAAAUACAAAUAUGUUUCUGAUC